This is a messenger RNA of Dioszegia hungarica, 2232 nucleotides long. RefSeq lists its product as uncharacterized. The coding region runs from base 1 to 2232 and encodes 743 amino acids. The transcript is spliced from 3 exons. The record is from RefSeq and is a predicted model, not a curated record. NCBI's taxonomy places the organism in Eukaryota, Fungi, Basidiomycota, Tremellomycetes, Tremellales, Bulleribasidiaceae.
AUGCCCAACUCUAACACAAAAUCUCCCAUCGCCCCUCCUCAUCCUACCUUAGACCCAAAAACCGACCUGGUCGACCCCUCUCGCUCCACCCUCUCCCUCACCAUGAUCCGCUCCCGCUCCCUCUCCAUCUCCCACGCGCCUACGCUCGACUCGCUCACCCUUGCCCAUAUUCUCAACGGCGAGACAUGCCCCCCAAUCGCCUUUCCGGACUUUGCGGCCUUUGUCUCCCACAAAGAGUUCACGACCGAGAACCUACUGUUCGUCAUGUGGUUCAGGUCCUAUCGGCAUCGUUACGCGCAACUGCCCAAGGAAGUGCAGGAUGCGAUACCUGUCCCCUCGGCGCGCAUGGGGGAUAGGUACACUCCGUUCAAGUACCUCGACAGUGAGAUGGUGGAUGGGGUCAUGGGCGGCGGAAGGGAGAGCAUCGAUGCCAAGGUGGAGUUUGAUUCCUCGACGCCAAAGAGGGACAAUCCCAGGCGUGUCCGGCACUACAAGGAGGGAGAGUUCCAGCCAUGCGCGUGGUCGGCCGGAAGGGGGUGCAACUGCGGUAAUCCGGCGGGACACAAGCACGACUCAAAACCACAAAAACGGCCAUGGUUCGGUCGGCGCAAAUCAUCAACUCUGUCCAAUCUCGACGCGUCUACGUCUCCGUACAAGGUCGCGCCGAUCCUUAAUCCGGCGUCAGCGUACCCAUCAUUACCCCCGCCCGGGACCAAGAUGAUGCCGGCAGAAGAGCAGCCAUUGCGCGCAGAAGCGGAAAGGGCGUUUGGGACAUUUCUCAAGAAGGGAGGGACGAGGGAGCUGGGUAUCAGUGAUGAGUUGAGGGUGUUUGCGAGGGAUACAUUAGCGAGGAGUACAGCCCCAAAUUGCUUCUUACCUGUCUUUGAGGAAAUUUACCAUACCGUCGAAACGCAAUCUCUACCACAUUUCAUCUCCCAAGCAAAAAUGAACAUUAACCGACCUAAGCAGAUCUACUGGUAUAUGGUCGGUCUAGCAGACUUCCUCCUCGGCGUCACCAUGUUCCUCCUCCUCACCCUCUUCGUCCCCGAACGGAACUACGGCUACCGCAUCACCCGACUCCCGUGCAUCAUCUUCACCUCGUUCGGGGCCAUGCAGUUUCAUUCUGCCGCCCGGGGCUUCUGCUCGCAGAUCUGGGGACGGGCGAGUCGACAGGUCCGACCGUGGGAGUUGGACAGUAUGGACGGGGACGAAGAGGCAGCGGCCGGGCGGGAGAUGGAAGAGGUGGAGGUGUUGCCCUUGACGGCGCUGACGGGGCUGGGGCUCAAGGGGCUGGACAAGAGCGUGGUGGAUGUGCAUGAUGCGGAGGGAGGCGAGUCGAAGCGGUCGUCGAGGGAUACGGCGACCGGAGCGGUGGAGUCGAGGGAGCUGGAUAUGGACAUGGACAUCACCCUUCCGGCGGGCGUACAUCCCCUCGGCGAGCUGGUCGGGGUAUUUCCAGAAGACCCACCGCCGGCGGGCUUGUCGAGUCCGGCCUUCUCGUUCGGAUCGCCCUCGACCUUUGACCCCGAGGCGUGGCGGGCGCAAAACCAAGAAGCGGGAGAUGAGGUGGGCGAGUCGUCCGAGUUUCACCGGAGGGAAGUGGUCGUCAGGCGCGAAACGAUCAAGGUACCCGACGCGACGCAGGCGUUCCCUAUCAUCGACCAUCAGCCUAAAUCACCUACCACUCCGAAUUCCGCCGUUCCCCUCAUGAUCGCUAGAGGCGGUAGCGCUAGCGGUCUCGCCUCUCCUCUUCCCUUAUCAGCCACAACCGCUCCGCCCUCCUCGCUCGACACCGAUAUCUCCCCAUUUGCAUUUUCGGAUCCCACCUCCUCCUCUUCUCCUUCCGCCCCUAUCCGCUCUUCUAGCCGCUCCGCAUCCCCUAUCAAAACAGCACCGGCCGUACGGGCCGGGCCCGGUAACCCGCAGGCCAAACGACCCAGUACAGCCUACUCUACCGGACCCGCCCCCGAACAUCGUAUUCCAGCCGCCGACCUCUCCACCCUCCUCGUCAAAUUCCGGCGGGCCGAGCCGCUCGAUCCGCAGUCGUAUCGCGAGGGCGAAAGUAGGCGGGAGAAGGCGAUGCGGGUGUUUGGGCCAGAGCGGGUGAUUGAGGAUCCGAGAGUCAAGCGGUUGAUGAGCAGGAUUGUGAAUGAGAUAUUGGUGGUGGGUGUGAUUGUGGGCGUGGGGACGGUGGUGCUCUGUUUUGCGGUACCGAUGAGGUUGAAGGCAUAG